Aspergillus tanneri is the source of this 306-nucleotide messenger RNA. RefSeq names its product DUF4396 domain-containing protein. NCBI's taxonomy places the organism in Eukaryota, Fungi, Ascomycota, Eurotiomycetes, Eurotiales, Aspergillaceae. The record is from RefSeq and is a predicted model, not a curated record. The transcript is spliced from 2 exons. Bases 1 to 306 code for a protein of 101 amino acids.
AUGGCAUUAUCCAUGACAUGUGGAAUCACCACCUCCAUCAUCCUCGAAACUGUACUGCUGAAACGCGGCAAAGAUCAGCUCUCGUGGUCCGUCGCGACGCGCACCGCAAUGGGCAUGAGCAUGGUGUCCAUGCUCGCGAUGGAAACGGUGGAGAAUCUCGUCGAUUAUCAUCUCACGGGGGGAGUGGUGGCGAUUGACGAUCCGGGGUUUUGGAUCGCGGCGGCGAUGUCAGUCGCGGCGGGGUUUUUGGCCCCGUUGCCGUAUAAUUAUUUGCGGUUGAGGAAGUAUGGGAGGGCUUGUCAUUGA